Molecule: messenger RNA, 1943 nt
Organism: Dendrobium catenatum
Lineage: Eukaryota; Viridiplantae; Streptophyta; Magnoliopsida; Asparagales; Orchidaceae
Product: probable inactive DNA (cytosine-5)-methyltransferase DRM3
Cellular component (GO): nucleus
Source: RefSeq, a predicted model, not a curated record
GUGAAAAUUCUUCUUUAGCGGAGCUUGUGGACUUCAUAAUUGCUUCUCAAAAUGCAGGGUCCUUUGUAGACAAAGAAAUGCUGGGAUCAAUUAAUGGUGGCAAUGAAAACGAAGCUUCCACUACUGAAGCUCUCUUUGGAACAAUGGAUAAGACACUCUGUCUACUAAGAAUGGGCUUCACUGAAAGUGAAGUAUCUUCAGCAAUUGCUAACUAUGGUUCUGAUGCUGCUCUCGAUAAGCUUGCUGAUUCAAUUUUGGCUAGUCGCCUUGUUUUUCAAGUUAAAGAAGAGGAUUUUUCAAAUGAUGACAUUUAUUUCUCUCCACAAGAACAGAAUGAAUUUGAGCAGCUCGGCUGUGCAAAGGAGGAAUCUCCGGUUGAAUUUUCCCCUCCAGUAGAAUCUUGGCUAAAAAGCAUGUCUCAUUCAAGUUGUAGCUUUGACGAUUAUGAGGAGAAGAAAAUACAGAAAAGACCCAAGUUUGUACAUGCAGAUGACACAGGAACUUCGUACUUGAGUCGAUGGCAGAAUACAGGACGAUUUGAAAGUCCAUUAAUUGGGUGUGGAGGGAGUACUGAACAUCCUGAAUUUUAUGGCUCAACAGAUGCAGGAACUCUAAAAAAAGAAUUACGUGAUCAUGUGCCACACAACCUCAGUGGCAACAAUCAGAAUAUGGGGUCGAAGUCACCCUUUUUCUUCUAUGGAAAUGUUGCAGAUGUUUCAGAAGACACUUGGAGGAAACUUUCACAGUUUCUUCAUGGAACUAAACCAGAAUUUGUUAAUACCGAGUUCUUUUCAGCCUUAAUCCGUAGGGAAGGCUAUCUUCACAAUCUUCCAACAGUUGGAAGGUUCCAUAUAAUUCCUAAGCCACCAAUGACAAUUGAAGAUGCCUUGCCACAGACAAAGAAGUGGUGGCCAUCAUGGGAUAGAAGGAAGCAAUUAAGUUGCAUAAAUUCUGAAACAAUAGGAGUUGCUUUGCUUUGCGACCGACUUGGAAGGAUGAUGGGGUCUUCACAAGGAGUAAUUUCCAAAGAACAGAAAAUGGAUAUUCUUCAUCACUGCAAGAAUAGGAAUUUGAUUUGGAUUGGCCCCAACAAACUAUGUCCUUUAGAGGCUGAGCAUUUGGAGCAAAUUUUAGGCUACCCUAAGCAUCACACAGAUAUAUGGGGCUUGGAACUGCCUGGUAGGCUAAAUGCACUAAAAUACUCCUUCCAAACCGAUACAAUUGGUUAUCACUUUUCAGUCUUGAAGAGUAUUUAUCCAGAUGGUUUGAGGUUGCUCUCCAUUUGUAGUGGGAUUGGUGGAGCAGAAGUUGCAUUGUACAGGCUUGGCAUUUAUCUGAGAUGUGUUGUAUCGGUUGAAGCAUCAGAAAGCAACAGAAAGAUCUUAAAGCAAUGGUGGAACAACACUGGACAAUCUGGAGAGCUUAGGCAGAUUGCUGGUGUUGAGAAGCUAACGAUCCGGCAGAUUGAGGUUUUGAUCAAAGAAUUUGGUGGAUUUGACAUUAUCAUUGGUGGUAAUCCUGGUUUCUUUGCUGCUUCAGGUUCAAGUAGGGACAGUUUGGCGGGAAUGGAUUUCAAUCAUUUCUAUGAAUUUACCCGUGUUCUUCAUCGAGUAAGAAGUGUAAUGGAAAGAAACCCGAUAUCAGCAGGAAGAAGGAACUGAUGCUAGAUAUUGUCAAACUUAACCCACCCUUAGCAGAUUAAAUCUUGCAGAUGGUGUGAACAUGAGAACUUCUGGUAUGUUCUAGCUAGCUUCUGAUAUCUUGCCUUGGAUAACCUCUUAAUACAGUGCGUCGGAAUGUAAUCGGUAUUGUUUAUUUAUGCGAAUACCCUCUUGUCAACAUUUCUUCCUUGGUUAUGCUUUAGGAGACGCUAUCCUAUGAAAUAUGAAUGAAAAUUUUGAUAUCCUUAAAUUUGAUUAUGGAUUUAAAAAUCUUCAAAUUUA